Mugil cephalus (flathead mullet) is the source of this 3255-nucleotide messenger RNA. RefSeq names its product mitochondrial basic amino acids transporter (gene slc25a29l). The record is from RefSeq and is a predicted model, not a curated record. Lineage: Eukaryota; Metazoa; Chordata; Actinopteri; Mugiliformes; Mugilidae. The transcript has 4 exons. Bases 542 to 1474 code for a protein of 310 amino acids. Gene Ontology annotation, cellular component: mitochondrion. Gene Ontology annotation, biological process: mitochondrial L-ornithine transmembrane transport. Gene Ontology annotation, molecular function: high-affinity L-arginine transmembrane transporter activity.
GACAGCAGGGACCGCACAUCGAUAACACUGUUGACUUUGACGUUCGACGAUUUAGAGUUAUAACUCCGCGCCGUCCAAUGGGCGCGGGGGGCGGAGGGUGUCCGCUAGGGGAGUUGUCUGCCUCCGAGUGAUCCGAUUGGGCUUCCUUAAAAAGGACAGACACACACGUCCACGCUUCUUCUCCUCCACCGAAUCCCCGCCUCCUGCUUACUGGUACAGAAAUAGAAAAGGGUUUGGCAGAAAGAGCACCCCUAGUAGUAGGACAGAGGACACAUCAGCAGAAAUAGGUCUGUUAGCGGGUUUGUUCGAGCUCCGGGUGAUCAUCAUUAUUAUACACUACACAUCCGUGUUCUCCGUUUGCUCAGCCACUUAAAGGAGAGAACAAGCCCCUGGUAGCCUGGCUGAACACCUGAGCCGGGUGCGAAAAAAACAAGUACAUGCAACAGUAUUUAUCACAAACUAUUCACCAAAAGCUUGUUUAAACACGUUUGCCACACACCGAGUCAUACCGACGCAUUCCAAUCGUUGCAGUUUUUAAGGAAUGGCAUUGGACUUCGCUGCUGGAUGUUUUGGAGGUGCUGCUGGUGUUUUGGUUGGACAUCCAUUUGACACUGUAAAGGUGCGGCUUCAAGUUCAAAAUGUGGACAAACCACUGUACCGUGGGACAUUUCACUGCUUCCAGUCAAUCAUACGUCAGGAGUCUGGACUCGGUCUGUACAAAGGUAUCGGCUCUCCAAUGAUGGGGCUGACCUUCAUCAACGCCAUCGUUUUUGGUGUCCAGGGCAACGCCAUGCGCAAGCUUGGCAAAGACACGCCUCUCAACCAGUUCCUGGCUGGAGCGUCUGCCGGCGCCAUCCAGUGCGUCAUCUGUUGCCCGAUGGAGCUGGCCAAGACCCGCAUGCAGAUGCAGGGAACUGGAGAGAAGAAGUCUAAGAGGAAGCUGUACAAGAACUCCCUGGACUGUCUGGUGAGAAUCUACAAGAAGGAGGGAAUCAGAGGAAUCAACCGCGGCAUGGUGACCACCCUGAUACGUGAGACGCCUGGCUUCGGCGUGUAUUUCCUCACGUAUGACGUUUUAACGCGCUCCAUGGGUUGCGAGCCAGAAGAUCCAUACAUGAUCCCCAAGCUGCUGUUCGCAGGCGGAAUGUCGGGCAUCGCGUCCUGGCUCUCCACGUACCCGGUGGACGUGAUCAAGUCACGCCUGCAGGCGGACGGGGUCGGCGGCGUCAACCAGUACAACGGCAUCAUGGACUGCGUCAGACAGAGUUUAAAGAAGGAGGGGUGGAGGGUUUUCACGCGUGGACUCACGUCCACUUUGCUCCGUGCGUUUCCGGUGAACGCCACCACAUUUGCCACCGUGACUCUAUUUUUAAUGUACAUGCGCGAGGGAGAGGAGUGUAGCAUUCAGGACUCUGAGCCGCAGUCCGUGCAGCUGCAGCCUCUGCAGCCGCAGACGCAGCCGACCAGCAUGUAAGCCACCGUACAACAGCGCGCACCCCUACAGCGAUCAGAAAGUCAAUCGUUCGAGCUUUUAACGUGAGUCCAUAAUGACAACUGAAGAUGAUUCUAGUUCUUCGUCAACGAAGCUUCAGCCAAGUGUCCAGACGUAGUAUUUAAAUAAUAUAUAUAUAUAUUUUAAGAUAAAAGCUGCACUUGUAAAUAUGGGCUCCUUUUAAACAGCCUUGCUUUUGUACAUAGUUUUAGGUGAGUUUUAGGUGAUUUAGGAAACAUGAGAGUUACUGUAACAUGGCGAGUAGCGGUUACAGGAGGCCCCUGAAAGGUAAAAGACGCACGUUUGUUUUUGAUGCGUUGGGUGAAGAUUCCUGGAAUUCGUGUUCACAACCGGUUCUAUCGCACGUGCCUAAACUUGUAUUCACAGAGUUACAACCAAAAGAGUAAAAAGUCAGGCAUGGCUGUGAAUUCCCUUCUAAAAUCCAUUAAAUAAAUUAUCUACAGUUUAAUUAAUUCAUUGUUAGUGGUCAAGCAAGCAAGUUUACCUCCAUGUGAACACAUCACUUUAGCAUCUUGUGGUAACGGCUACAAAUGCUUUUACAGAUGUGCGUUUCCUAACUGUAAGUGUUUUAACCUUCCUAUGAAAGGUCAUAGGAGUUUAGUCCUAAUCGUGGCUGCUGUGUAGGGUUUGAGGUUACAAUUCUCUUUUUAUAUUGUCUAAUGUAUAAUUAUCUGCCUUGGAUGUGGAAUUUUACAAAAGGCAUUAUGAACAGGCUCGGAUGUUGGCCUGUUGCAGUAUGACACAAACUGACAUAAAAUGAUCAUGUGUAGUAAUGUCUUUAAAAUGUGCGAUUGACACAGUCAGCCAGAGCCAAAUCUGAUGCGUCGUGAUCUUAUUUUUCUGGACAAAAUGAAGUGUCCAAAGAAGCACCUUAUGAUGUGAUCCUGAGCACGUGUACGGUUUAAAAAAUUAAUUGCAUAGAUUUUGCAUUUUCCUACUAACUGAUGCAAGAUUAUGUUACAGUGUUGAGUAAAAGGGACGGAUUGUGAAAAAAGGACGGUAAUCAGAUGUGAAGCACAGGGGGACGGGCUCCACAUUCUCCACAAAGGGGCGCUGUCAGACCAGUAAACACUAACUUGUGGCACCUAAAGGCAGAGAAAGUAAUAUUUCCUGCAACUGAAAUCAUGAGCUGCAGAUUUAACUACUUUUUUUUUUUUGUGCAUGCUUAAAUUCGUUUGUGCCGCCUGUGAGCUUUCGUUACAUUAUCUACUUCUCUCCACGCCUUGCCUCUCCGUGCUCUUCAGGUUUAACAUAAAUAAACCUGCGCACAACAGACAUACAUUUGUAGCACUUGCACUGCUCCGUUACGUAUUUGCAAUGCGAACGACAAAUGCAGAAACUGUUACUUUCCCCCUACGAAGAUGGUGCACAUCUUCAUGGCUAACACGGUUAACGAGGUUAACACGGGAGGCUGUAGAACUUCAUUUGGAGUUGUCCAAAGACGUAAUCGUGUACAUACUGUGAAUUUGGUUUUUCCUAUCAGUCUUUCCAUGUGAGAGGUUUUUAGGCUUUAGAUUUAUCUUAAUUGCAACCCUGUAUUUGUCAGUUGGUUCUUUUUUUUUUUUUUUAAUGCGUUUGUCUUUAGUGUUGGAUGAUACUGAUAUCUUUGUAAAAGGGCUGCUUUUAGCACGUUACUUUUGUGUUCUGUACUUGUUUAUGUACAAUACCUUGCACCAAAGUAGCACUAUAUGUAUUUCUUUAAUAGAAUUGUGAAAUAAAACCAUUUUUUUUUCUUUCUGAAA